AUGAAUGUGAGAAACUAUACCAUAAUAAUUGAAUUCAUUCUUGUGGGAUUCUCAGAGUUCAAAGAUCUUCAGUUACUGCUGUUUAUAAUGUUUUUAUUGAUGUAUAUCAUUACAGUGCUUGGAAACACGUCUAUCAUUCUUGCAUAUACACUUACUACAAUUCUCAACACUCCGAUGUACCUUUUCCUUACACACUUCUCCUUUUUGGAAAUAUGUUAUGUGACCUCCACUCUACCCAAACUUCUGUCAAAUCUAGCAGGGGAUAAAACCAUCUCAUUUUACAACUGUGCUCUACAAAUGUAUUGUUUUUUUCUUCUUGUUGGAACAGAAUGCUGCAUGCUUGCAGCUAUGGCGUAUGAUCGAUAUAAUGCUAUAUGUCACCCACUCCUAUAUAGCACUAUAAUGAAUAAUACAGUUUGUAUCCAGCUUAUAGGUGGAUCGUGGCUUAUUGCUGCAGUAAACUCUCUCAUACACACAGCCCUCACAUUCAGUUUACCAUUCUGCAAUGAUCGUACGAUCAAUCAUUUCUUCUGUGACUUCCCAUCAGUACUGAAACUGGCUUGCACAGACAUCUGGAUCACUGAGACUGUUAGUUUCAUAACGGGUGGGAGCAUUAUUGUUGGUUCACUGAUGCUAACAAUUAUUUCAUACACACUUAUUAUCUUAACAAUUCUAAAAACUUAUUCCAGAAGUAAUAAAGCAUUCUCAACCUGCACUUCUCACUUUAUGGUCAUUACCAUAUUUUAUGGAUCUGGGAUGUUUAUGUACCUUGGACCCAACACUAAAUAUGCAAAGUAUCAGGAAAGACUGGUCUCUCUUAUGUAUACAAUUAUUGCACCUUUAUUAAACCCUUUCAUAUACAGUCUGAGAAAUAAUGAAGUCAAACUUGCCAUUCGGCAUUCCCUGUCUCUUAUAAUAUCUGUUCAUAAAUACUAG
Molecule: messenger RNA, 936 nt
Organism: Pelobates fuscus (common spadefoot toad)
Lineage: Eukaryota; Metazoa; Chordata; Amphibia; Anura; Pelobatidae
Product: olfactory receptor 5G29-like
Exons: 1
Coding region: 1-936 (311 amino acids)
Biological process (GO): G protein-coupled receptor signaling pathway
Cellular component (GO): membrane
Molecular function (GO): olfactory receptor activity; G protein-coupled receptor activity; odorant binding
Source: RefSeq, a predicted model, not a curated record